Frankliniella occidentalis (western flower thrips) is the source of this 2276-nucleotide messenger RNA. Its product is annotated as gustatory receptor 5a for trehalose-like. Gene Ontology annotation, biological process: sensory perception of chemical stimulus; detection of chemical stimulus involved in sensory perception of taste. Gene Ontology annotation, cellular component: membrane. Bases 250 to 1743 code for a protein of 497 amino acids. Gene Ontology annotation, molecular function: taste receptor activity. The record is from RefSeq and is a predicted model, not a curated record. The transcript is spliced from 10 exons. Lineage: Eukaryota; Metazoa; Arthropoda; Insecta; Thysanoptera; Thripidae.
AGUGUUUACCCCGCAGUGGCGUCGCGUGCGCCCGGAGAGCGAGUAGGCGGGCGCGAGCGCGUUAAAAGGGAAAACAAAAACCCCCCGGACUUGUGUGAUGCGGAGUUUUUGUGUUGUGUCCCGCCGCCGUGCCACACAGGCGGCCGGGGAAGGGCUUGAUGUCGCCCAACUCCGGUGUCCCCCGCGGGACAAUGUAGGUCAAUCCAGGCUGGACGACGCGGCCACCGCGAAGGGCUGAAGUGUGAGAGCAUGUCGACCACGGGCAGCGCUCGGCGAGGUACAUGGCGUUUCGGCAGCGUCCACAACCUUCCCGCCCUGUCGGGCCCGGAGGCCCCCGGUGGUGGCCCCGGAGCCCACGCCGGCGUCCCCGAGCAGGGUCGCACGCGCGCUUGGACCCUGCCCACGAAGCCCGUGGCCGUGGUGCCUUCCAGGGGCCUCCUGCUGGCGGUCGGCCCCAGGCUCCAGGGCCUCCAGGACGCGUCGGACCAGCUCAAGGAUGACAGGGACGAAGGGAGCGCUAUCCUCCGAGCGCUGCGACCGGCUCUUACCGUGGCGCAAGUGUUCGGUCUGCUGCCGGUGAGCAAGCCGUCGGACGCGCGGCAUGCGGUUUUCCGUUGGAAGUCGGCGAGGACGGCGCUUGCCGUGACCAUCAUCGUCGGCGCCGUGCUCGAGUCCAUGCUGGCCCUGAUGCGCAUGGUGGAGACGGGUAUCAAGUACAGCACGUCAGUGCACGCCAUCUUCUUCGUGGUCACCUCCGUGGGGCAGAUGCUGUUUCUGCACAUGAGCGGGCAGUGGCACGGCUUGCUCGUGGACCUGGCGCGCGUGGACGGCACAUGCCAGAGGGCGUACGGCGAGCCGGGUCGCCUGCGCGCGCGCACGCUCGCCGUGACUGUGGUGGCGCUCAGCUUGGCCGCAGUCGAGCACACGCUAUCGAUGUUGGGCAGCCUGUACUUCGUGUGGCCGUGCUACCAACGUGGAGGUAUCCUAUUCGUGUGGCAGGGUUACUUUUUGACUAAAUAUCUCAAGACAUUUACUGUGACUGCGUUCGCUACGUGGAAGGCGACGUUGCUUCUGCUCCUGCAGUUCAUCAAUGUUUUCGUCUGGAACUUUAUGGACUUAUUUGUGGCUCUGUUCGCCAUGGGCCUCUCUUCUCGCUUCCGACAAGUCAACGCCGAGCUGCAGGCGACAAAGACAGAGGUGCUGAGCUCGGAGUUCUGGAAGAGCAAGCGAAAACUGUACAACGAACUUGCUGACUUAGUGCGGCGAGUAGAUGACGUCAUUGGUCCUCUGAUACUCGUGUCUUACGCCACUGAUUUAUAUUUUAUCUGCCUCCAGCUGCUGUCGCUUGUCAACCCCUCCGGUGUGUCGGUGUACCACCAGGCCUUCUUCUCCUUCUCCAUGGGUUACCUCAUCCUGAGGAUGACGUUCAUGACACAUGCAGCCGCUAACAUUCAUGAGGAGAGCAGAGGACCAAAAGAAGUUCUCUUCGCUCUGCCUACGGGAGCCUAUUCGGUGGAGGCGGAACGGUUCCUCAUGCAGGUUUUGACUGACAACGUUGCGUUUACUGGUUGCAAUUUCUUUUCAAUAUCCAGGUCGUUUCUCCUGAAGGUGGCGGGGACCAUUGUCACAUACGCCGUGGUCCUUGUCCAGUUUAAUAGCAAGGAGGCGAACCCAGACGCAGCUCAAAGCAACGGCACUAUCUUGUGUACCUGCGAGGACAUCAGUCGGGACUACAAGUGCUAGGGUACAGACUAUAUUGUGUAAACUCUUACUCAUUCACACGAUCAGCUAAUAGAAAUUGUGGUUUUGUUUUAUUGAUCGCCACCAUAGUCAUACAAGAGAAGUUGCCAAAAUAUCAUUCUGCUGUGAUGACACUUUCACAAAUGGUUCCGUAGAACCAUUAUGUGCGCGUGCUACUGUUCCACAUAAUCUUUGUUCAUAAGUGUUCACAAUAAUAAUUGUUAGUUGUGAACAGUUAGACUAGUUCAUGCUUAGUUAUGUAAACAAAAAUUAAAUGCAAGAACAGCACGCGCACAUAGAAGUUCACAACUAGUCAUAACUUAGCAUAAAAAUUGUACAGAAAAAUUAAGAGUGUACUCGUCGACGAAAUUUUAUAUUCACUUUCUCAGUUAGUGUAUUUUUACAAAAAAAUGCUGAAUAAUUUUGUGAACGCCACUUGUACUGUAAAAUAAAAAUUGCAAUGUUUCAAAUAAUUUAGUAGAAAGACUUCUGUCUCGGAAUGUACUCUUUUCUUCUCACCUUUAUUAUUAUAAACU